GGACAGAUCAAAUGGCAGUGAGGCGCUUGAGUUGGCGGCGCAAAACAACCAUCUCGAGAUGGCGAAGCUGCUGCUGGAGAAUGGCGUCAGAGCGGAAAGAUUGAGCCUGGGAUCCGCGCAGAAGCUGAGAGGAGGCGGCGUUGACGCCUCGCUGCUCUUGCCCUGUUUCGUGCGACAUGCAAGCCUCCCGGACGUACGGGAGUGCAUAGACGCUGAGUGUCUGGACAUCAACGCAGAGAUCCACUUGGCAAACGAGACGGUUCGUGUGAUCAGCACAUUUCGUGACUGUAUUGACUCGGUGAUCGAGCUGAUGGGGGAAGGAGCAAGAUGUGAGAACCUCGUUAUUCGGGGGGCUCGUGCGCUCCAGGAAUUUUCCAGGGACCGCCAGAACGUACACACCUCUCCCACUAACAAAGCGUUGUGCCGCAACGUGCAGGCCGCGUACAAACUUCUGGAAGAGUUUAGCAUAGGGGUCGCGCUCGAGGAGUGGUCUCAGACACUGCUGGAGCUGGAAACGGAAUUGCAGAGCAAGAACAUCCCCGACUCGGUCUGGCAGCAGGCGCAGGAGGCUAAUAAAAGUGCUUGCAGCGGACGAGGUCUGGCCCAGGUACGGCGUGCGGUUAUUCAAGCCUUCAACCGGUUUAAAAUGGAUCUUGAUGCGACUCCAUCGCCUAGUCCCUUGGUUACCUCUGGUCCUCAAGCCCUGGCACUGGUUUAUCGGGCUCUUCGGGCUGCUCUCUCGGGGCGACCGGACUUCAAUCUGUGUGCCGAUGUUCUUUCUCCCAUUGCGAGUGCGUUGCUGCAGACGCAAUCUGAAUAUGGAUGGAAUAAUCAAGCAUGUGGACCGGGCUCGGUAUCCAUGGUACUCCAGGUGCUAGAAGGUCGUGUAGAGGUGGAUGAAGCUGCUCCUAGCGUCGCUUCUCUGCAGGCUAUGCUGACGGACAUUGCGGGGUGGAAAAAAAUGCUUCAGAAAACCAUCAACACGGCGGAGUAUCACGCUCUUUUCGCGGAGGCUCAGGCGCGCCUCUUGGAAUUCUGUGACCCAGCGAAGCUUCAGGAGGUUUACGAUCGCAUCAUAGGUGGGGAUCACGCGAUUUACUGCACUAACAAGCUGCGCGGGCUGCUGUUCCAAGCGUUGACCAAAGAAUUCGGUGACGAUCUCGCGAAACUUCGCGCUGAUGCUGAAGAAGAACGUGACAACACCCAGCUGUGCGGCUUGAUACAGGACCUAGGAGACGUGGCUGAAGUUUUUACACAGGUUUGUACGGACUAUAUGGUGGAGGUGGUGGAUCCUGUUAGUCUUAGCCCUCGUUAUUCUACCGCAGAUUCCGUGGCUGUAGCUGCACACUAAAUAAUUGAAAUUUGAGUCAGCACAGUACAUCGAUGCUUGGUCCUUACCUCAUUCCAGUUGAGCCCAGUUGAUUGUGUGAGAGACUGACAUCAAUCUUUCUCUCGUGGAUAGACUACAUUUAUGCUACUGUGUUACCCAGUCCGUAUCGACUCUCCUUCACCUUCUUCGCACUUGCUGAGUUAAAAUGUUCAAUCGGGGAACGCACUCC
Amoebophrya sp. A120 is the source of this 1559-nucleotide messenger RNA. NCBI's taxonomy places the organism in Eukaryota, Dinophyceae, Syndiniales, Amoebophryaceae. The record is from the annotation of a GenBank genome assembly.